Messenger RNA from Racocetra persica, 434 nucleotides. The record is from the annotation of a GenBank genome assembly. NCBI's taxonomy places the organism in Eukaryota, Fungi, Glomeromycota, Glomeromycetes, Diversisporales, Gigasporaceae.
UCAAGCCAAGAAAGAGAAUAUUUGUUAAUUCAGAACAAGAUGUCAUGCGUUUUGUCAACAAUUUGACUUUAGAUAGAGUCUUAGAAAAAAAUGAAGCCCAGUUAGUUCAAGCAGCAUUCAGAUUUGACGAUUUAAGAGUCGCCUCUAUCGCCACUCCCUGGGAAAAAGUUGUUGCCUUCAAUCAUGAAAUGCCCUACCCCGAAAUCCAGGCCAUUCACUCCCGAGAAUUUUUCACCCGUUAUCCAAUUUUAAAUCAAAAAAAAGAAGAUAAAUUGGACAAAGUUUUAACUAAAUUACAAACCACUAAUUCACGCAUGGCUGUCAUUCAAGAGAAAAAAAAAUUGCUAGGCAUUAUCACCCUCCAAGAUGUUUUAAGUGCCCUAGUGGGAAAAAUAAAAGAUGAAAAAGAAAUAUUGUUACUUCCUCGACGUUAA